UCCCUCUCUCUCUUUGCGCAUUCCGCUCUUUAAUUACAAAAAAACUGACGAAUUAAAACCCUAAAAAAACUCAUCGUUGGUCGGCAGCCGCCGGCAGCUCCCAAAUCACUGAGAAGGGGCUCUUGUAUCUGUUCUCGUAUUCGAACAUGGAGGGUUUUCAGAGGAGAGGAGGGGGAAUGAACUCUUUGUCGCCGUUUCACACGCCGAAGUCGAGUGAUAGAGCGGCGAGAGAUUCGAGAUCGAGCGAUAGCAGCGGGAGUUCUGGGAGCAGGCAUGAUCGAGAGAAGGGGGUUAAUAUACAAGUUUUGCUGAGAUGCAGGCCUUUAAGCGAGGAAGAGAUAAAGGUGAACACUCCCGUGGUCAUAUCUUGCCACGAGAACAGGAGAGAAAUCUCCGCCAUUCAGAACAUUGGUCAUAAACAGAUCGAUAGAACCUUUGCCUUCGACAAGGUUUUUGGGCCGACAUCCCAACAAAAGGACUUAUUUGAUCACGCUGUCGCCCCUAUUGUUAAUGAGGUUUUAGAGGGUUACAAUUGCACUAUAUUUGCCUAUGGCCAAACUGGCACAGGAAAAACUUACACUAUGGAAGGAGGGAGAUUGGCGAAAAAUGGAGAAUUUCCUGAAGAUGCUGGUGUUAUUCCAAGAUCAGUUCGACAAAUCUUUGAGAUACUCGAGGCUCAGAGUGCUGAAUACAGCAUGAAAGUCACAUUUCUCGAGCUAUACAAUGAGGAGAUAACUGAUCUUUUGGCUCCUGAAGAAUCGAAAUUCUCAGAGGACAAGUCAAAGAAGCCUAUAGCAUUAAUGGAAGACGGAAAAGGGGGAGUUUUUGUGAGAGGCCUUGAAGAGGAGAUAGUUACUACUGCGAAUGAAAUAUAUAAGAUAUUGGAUAAAGGUUCUUCAAAGAGGCGUACGGCUGAAACUCUGCUGAACAAACAAAGUAGCAGGUCUCACUCCAUUUUUUCGAUUACAAUCCAUAUAAAAGAGUGCACUCCGGAGGGUGAAGAGAUGAUCAAAUCUGGGAAACUUAAUCUUGUUGAUCUUGCUGGGUCUGAAAACAUUUUGAGAUCCGGGGCUAGAGAUGGAAGAGCAAGGGAAGCUGGAGAGAUCAAUAAAAGCUUGCUCACUCUUGGUCGUGUUAUAAAUGCUCUUGUUGAGCAUUCUGGCCACAUCCCAUACAGAGAUAGCAAAUUGACAAGGUUAUUAAGGGAUUCUUUAGGAGGGAAAACAAAGACUUGCAUCAUAGCCACCAUAUCCCCUUCAGUUCAUUGUUUGGAAGAGACACUGAGCACUCUAGAUUAUGCACACCGCGCAAAGAAUAUCAAGAAUAAGCCAGAGGUUAACCAGAAAAUGAUGAAAUCUGCACUCAUCAAGGAUUUGUACUCUGAAAUUGACCGGCUUAAACAAGAGGUGUAUGCUGCGAGGGAGAAGAAUGGUGUAUAUAUUCCAAGGGAACGGUAUCUUCACGAUGAAUCUGAGAAAAAGGCCAUGAGCGAGAAACUGGAGAGAUUGGAGCUUGAAAUGGAAUUCAAGGACAAGAAAUUUGUUGAGCUUCAGGAUCUCAAUGAUUCCGAGAAACACAAGAAUGCAGAUCUAAAUGAUAAACUUGAAAAGACUAGGAGGAAAUUGGGAGACACCGAACACACAUUAUCUGAUCUUGAACAAAGAUACAAUCAAGCUAACUCAACUAUCAGAGAAAAGGAAUAUUUGAUAACUAAUCUCCAGAAAUCAGAGAAAGCAAUUGUUCAGCGUGCUCAUGAGCUCCGAUCUGAGCUAGAAAAUGCAGUUGCCGAUGUGUCUGGCUUAUUUUCUAAAAUUGAACGAAAAGAUACUAUAGAAGAUGGAAACAGAGCUUUGGUACAAAGAUUUCGCGCUCAGUUAUCUGAGCAGUUGGAACUCUUGCAUAAGACUGUCUCAGCCUCUGUGACUCAACAAUCGAACCAGUUGAAAGAAAUGGAAGAGGAGAUGCAAUCUUUUGUUACCAGAAAGGCUGAGGCUGCAGAACAAAUUUGUGGGCGAAUGGGAGCGCUUAAAGACAUGUAUGGUUCUGGAAUCAGAGCACUAGAUGAUCUAGCUGAGCAACUCAAUGUGAAUUCUCAAUCAACCUUAGAGAAUCUGAACUCACAAGCAGUGAUCCACUAUUCUAAUCUUGAGAAGAGUUUCAAAGGUAUUGCAUUUGAGGCUAGUCAGUUGCUUGAUGCGCUUCAGUGCAGUCUAGCCAAUCAAGAGGACAAACUAGCAGCAUUUGUACAGCAGCAACGAGUGGGACACCUAAGAACAGUGGAGACAACGCGGUCCAUCUCGAAGAUGACUACUAGUUUCUUCCAAACUUUGGAUGUCCAUGCAUCAAAAGUAAGUAAGAUUAUGGAAGAAUCACAGAAUUUACAGGAGCAGCAGCUUUGUGAGCUUGAGAUAAAGUUUGAGGAAACUGCUGCUAAUGAGGAAAGGCAGUUGCUAGAAAAGGUAGCAGAGAUGCUGGCCAGUUCAAGAGCCAGGAAGAAAGAAGUGGUUCAAGAGGCAGUCACUAAUCUACACCUAAGUGCUGCUGAUAGAGCCACUAAUCUACAGUCAGAGAUGAGCACUGCCUCCGAAUUCACUUCUGCGGUAAGAAAAGAAUGGACAACAUACAUGGAAGAAACUGAGAGCCACUACCUUGAGGACACUGCCUCGGUAGAAACUGGAAAACAAAACCUAGAAAAAAAUCUUCAACAAUGUAUGGCAAAGACCACAACUUGUGCGGAUCUAUGGAGAACUGCUCAAGAUUCUCUGCUUGAACUUGGAGAAGGAUAUGUAGCACAAAUUGAUUCUAUUGUUAGGACUGAAAUUGAAACCAAUCGGCAACUGCGUUCUAAGCUGUCUUCUGUUGCCUCUACUGCUCUAGAUGAUGUCGAUAUUGCAAACAAGGAAAUCCUUUCCUCUAUUGAACGUUGUACACAACUCGACCGAGAUGCACAUGGCAAUAUUGAUUCCAUGAUUGUUCCCUGUCGCGUGGAACUGAGAGACUUAAAGAGUGGGCAUCAUCACAAGAUCACCGAUAUCUCAGAAAAUGCAGAAAAAUGUCUCGAAGUAGAAUAUAGGGUGGAUGAACCAUCUUGUUCAACUCCCAAAAGAAGGUCUAUUAAUUUACCGAGCACAUCGGCUAUUGAAGAGCUAAGAACUCCAGCAUUUGAGGAGUUGCUAAAGUCAUUCUGGGAACUGAACCCUUCCGCUUCAAAGCAAGCACAUGGGGAAGCAAAACAAUUUUCUGGAGCAUUCGAGUCUCCCUCCAGAGUUCCUCUCACUGCCAUAAACUAAGGAGGGGAAAUUAAUGAAGUUCGAUAUAACCAAUGUAUAAUAGUACAUAUAAUAGAUAGGGUUCUGUCCUCAACCUAUGUGAUUCAUUCUAAAUUCUUUUAGAUUAAACUGUCUGAAGAAAUUAUGGCUUAUUAUUAAUGUAGCCUCACCGCGAGUUAUGUAUCUCUAUCGUGCAGAGUUCAAGCUUAUUUAUUUUCAA
Asparagus officinalis (garden asparagus) is the source of this 3489-nucleotide messenger RNA. RefSeq names its product kinesin-like protein KIN-5A. The record is from RefSeq and is a predicted model, not a curated record. Gene Ontology annotation, molecular function: plus-end-directed microtubule motor activity; microtubule binding; ATP binding. Gene Ontology annotation, biological process: microtubule-based movement. Lineage: Eukaryota; Viridiplantae; Streptophyta; Magnoliopsida; Asparagales; Asparagaceae. Bases 147 to 3290 code for a protein of 1047 amino acids. The transcript is spliced from 22 exons.